Messenger RNA from Colletes gigas, 439 nucleotides. It is a transcript of the gene RpL37a, whose product is annotated as 60S ribosomal protein L37. The transcript has 4 exons. Lineage: Eukaryota; Metazoa; Arthropoda; Insecta; Hymenoptera; Colletidae. Gene Ontology annotation, biological process: translation. Gene Ontology annotation, molecular function: structural constituent of ribosome; RNA binding. Gene Ontology annotation, cellular component: cytosolic large ribosomal subunit; ribosome. The record is from RefSeq and is a predicted model, not a curated record. Bases 114 to 389 code for a protein of 91 amino acids.
GGGUACACAUGAGAAUAACUGCGCGAUCUGGUAACAUUGGGUUUGGACAAGAAACGUAUGGUUUUGGAACGUAAUUCGUGUUACGUUUCUUUCGAACAGUUCCUUCGUGCAAAAUGACGAAGGGUACGUCGAGCUUUGGAAAACGGCGAAACAAGACUCACACAUUGUGCAGACGAUGUGGACGGAGCUCAUACCACAUCCAGAAAUCACAAUGUGCACAAUGUGGGUAUCCUGAGAAGAAGAUGCGAUCUUAUAACUGGUCGGUGAAGGCCAAGAGGAGGAAGACAACUGGCACUGGCCGUAUGCGUUAUUUGAAGAUCGUUCGGCGUAAAUUCAAGAAUGGAUUCAGGGAAGGUUUGCCAAAACCAAAGACUGUCCCAACUAAAUAAUCGUGUUGUUUAAUAAGGUUUUGACUACUAAUAAAUAAUAGAAAAUUUGA